This is a messenger RNA of Plasmodium gonderi, 426 nucleotides long. Its product is annotated as mitochondrial fission 1 protein. The transcript has 2 exons. Lineage: Eukaryota; Apicomplexa; Aconoidasida; Haemosporida; Plasmodiidae. Bases 1 to 426 code for a protein of 141 amino acids. Gene Ontology annotation, molecular function: protein binding. Gene Ontology annotation, cellular component: peroxisomal membrane; mitochondrial outer membrane. Gene Ontology annotation, biological process: peroxisome fission; mitochondrial fission; autophagy of mitochondrion. The record is from RefSeq and is a predicted model, not a curated record.
AUGGAUAGUCCAGAAUACCUCAAGAUUGAACUUCAAAGGGUGAAAAGUGACUAUGAAAAUGAACUAUCGAUUGAUCACGUAAUGCCAAAGACUCAGUUUGACUAUGCUUGUAUGUUAAUAUGCUCCUCUGACCUAAAGAAUAUAAAAUUUGCUUCAUCCUUAUUACACGAAUUGCUACUUAUAAACUAUAAUCGAAUCGAUUGUUUGUACCAGCUAGCCAUAGCACAUAUAAAAUUAAGAGAUUAUAAAAAAGCAAAAAAUUAUUUAAAUGCAUUACUGAAAAUAGAUGCAAGAAAUAGCAACGCAUUGGCCUUAAAGAGCUUGCUCUUUGAUUUAAUUUCAUCAGAUGGAUUGAUAGGAGCACUGCUAAUGGCCCUUACAGCGUGUGGCAUUUACUUAUCCUUUAAAUCUUUUAAAUUUUUUUAA